Messenger RNA from Caretta caretta (loggerhead turtle), 6167 nucleotides. It is a transcript of the gene PKD2, whose product is annotated as polycystin 2, transient receptor potential cation channel. Gene Ontology annotation, molecular function: voltage-gated sodium channel activity; voltage-gated calcium channel activity; potassium channel activity. The record is from RefSeq and is a predicted model, not a curated record. Gene Ontology annotation, biological process: detection of mechanical stimulus; release of sequestered calcium ion into cytosol; potassium ion transmembrane transport. Lineage: Eukaryota; Metazoa; Chordata; Testudines; Cheloniidae. Gene Ontology annotation, cellular component: membrane.
CCCGCGGCGUCUGGGCGGCUGCAGCAGGCUGAUGGCGGGGACCGGAGGCGCCAGGGCCGCGCUCUCCUCCCCGGGCGGCGGGGGACCGCUGGGGCUGGAGCUGGGGCGGAUUCAGGGACCCGCGGGCGGGCCCUACUCGCCGCCGCCCUCCUCCUGCUCGCGGCAGGCCUGGAGUCGGGACAACCCGGGCUUCGAGCCGGAGGAGGCGGCGGCGGCGGCGGCGGCGGCGGGGGGGCCGGUGCUGCGGAUGGAGAUGGACGUGGAGUGGGGCAGCCGCGGGGCCGCCUCCUCCCCCUCCCCCGGCGCCAGCAGCGCCCGGGGCCCGGCCGGGGAGCCUGACAGCGGCCGGCGGCGGCGCCGGCGCGGGGAACGCGGCGUGGGGGCGGCUCCGUGUCCCAGCCCCGCCGGGGGGGACCCGCUGGCCCCGCACCUGCCCCCGGACGGGGCCCCUCUGCCCCGUCGAACCGCCUGGGCCAAGCGGCUGGCGCGCCGCCUGCGAGGUCUGUGGGGUACAAGAUUGAUGGAAGAAAACACUAGCAGAGAGAGAUACCUGAAAAGUGUUUUACGAGAACUAAUCACAUAUAUGAUUUUCCUUGUGGUCUUGUGUGUCUUGACUUAUGGGAUGGUGAGUUCCAGUAUGUACUAUUACACUAGGGUAAUGUCACAGCUCUUCCUGGAAACACCUUUAUCGAAAAUGGAGAAAACCAAUUUCAAAACCCUAUCCACCAUGGAGGACUUCUGGAAGUUCACAGAAGGCCCUUUGCUGGAUGGGCUGUACUGGGAGAUGUGGUACAACAAUAAAACCAUGGCAGAAAACAAAAGUUUCAUUUAUUAUGAGAAUCUGCUUUUGGGGGUGCCUCGUGUUCGGCAGCUGAAAGUGAGAAAUGGGACAUGCUCGAUACCUGAGGACUUAAAAGAUGAAAUUAAAGAGUGCUAUGACGUUUAUUCUGUUGCUAAUGAAGAUACUGCUCCUUUUGGGCUCCGAAAUGGAACAGCUUGGACUUACACCAAUGAACAAGAUUUGAAUGGGAGCAGCCACUGGGGGUUGAUUGCCUCAUACAGUGGGGCUGGUUAUUAUCAAGAUCUGUCACGAAGCAGAGAGGAGACAGCCACACAGAUUGCUAACCUUAAGAAAUACUUGUGGCUGGAUAGAGGGACAAGAGCAGCCUUUAUUGAUUUCUCUGUGUACAAUGCGAACAUCAAUCUAUUCUGUAUUGUCAGGUUAUUAGUGGAGUUUCCAGCAACAGGCGGCCUCAUUACAUCUUGGCAGUUUCAGCCAGUGAAGCUUAUCCAUUACAUUUCUAGUUUUGAUUUCUUCCUGGCAGCCUGUGAAAUGGCCUUUUGUCUCUUCACCCUUUAUUAUAUUGUAGAAGAGAUCUUGGAAAUUCGCAUCCAUAAACUGCAUUACUUCAGGAGUCUCUGGAAUUGUCUUGAUAUCCUUAUCAUUGUGCUAUCCGUAGCAGCUAUAGGAAUUAACAUAUAUAGAAGGUCAACAGUGGACAUGUUACUGAAGAAGCAGCUGGAAGAUCAAAACGCUUUCCCCAAUUUUGAACCUUUGGCAUAUUGGCAAAUACAAUUCAACAACAUUGCUGCCGUCACUGUGUUUUUUGUCUGGAUUAAGCUCUUCAAAUUUGUCAGCUUCAACAGAACAAUGAGCCAGUUAUCCACCACCAUGUCUCGCUGUGCCAAAGAUGUCAUUGGCUUUGCUAUUAUGUUUUUCAUUAUUUUCUUAGCAUAUGCUCAGCUGGCUUACCUUGUGUUUGGCACUCAAGUUGAUGACUUCAGUACUUUCCAGGAGUGUGUCUUUACUCAGUUCCGCAUCAUUUUGGGAGACUUUAACUUUACAGAGGUUGAAGAAGCUAACAGAGUUUUGGGACCAAUUUAUUUCACUACAUUUGUGUUCUUUAUGUUCUUCAUUCUUUUGAACAUGUUUUUGGCCAUUAUCAAUGAUACUUAUUCAGAGGUCAAAUCCGAUAUGGCCCAGCAGAAGGCGGAAAUGGAACUGUCCGAUCUUAUCAAAAAGGGAUACAAUAAAGCCAUGAUUAAACUUAAAUUGAAAAAAACUACUGUUGAUGACAUUUCAGAGAACUUGCAACAAGGUGGGGGCAAGUUAAACUUUGAUGAACUACGACAGGAUCUCAAGGGGAAGGGUCACACAGAUGCAGAGAUUGAAGCAAUAUUUACGAAGUACGACCAGGAUGGGGACCAGGAAUUGACAGAACAUGAACAUCAGCAAAUGAGAGAUGAUCUAGAGAAAGAGAGGGAGGAUCUGGAUCUGGACAGGAGCUCUCUACCACGUCCAAUGAGUGGUCGAAGCUUCCCUCGCAGUCUGGAUGACUCUGAAGAAGACGAUGAUGAGGACAGUGGACACAGCUCUAGAAGAAGAGGUAGCAGCUCUAGUGGGGUUUCAUAUGAAGAGUUCCAAGUGUUGGUGAGACGAGUGGAUCGCAUGGAACAUUCCAUAGGCAGUAUUGUUUCCAAAAUUGAUGCUGUUAUUGUAAAGCUUGAGGCAAUGGAGCGGGCCAAACUAAAAAGGAGAGACGUUUUGGGAAGACUGCUGGAUGGAGUUACAGAGCUGCUACACAACAGUACCUUUACCUCUUGUUCAGAAGAUACAGUGCCGGGUUUAGUCCAAAGCCAUACUAUGGAUGAAAGAUUGGGACGUGACAAUGAAAUCCACAGGGAACAAAUGGAGAGGUUAGUACGAGAGGAACUGGAGCGUUGGGAAUCGGAUGACACAGCUUCCCAAAUGAGCCACCGCUUGGGAACACCACUUGGACUGAAUAGCCAGCCUCGUUCUAGGAAUUCCCGUCCAUCCUCCUCUCAGUCAAUAGAAGGCAUUGAUGGAAGUGGAGGAGGGAAUGACGGGAGCAACAUCCAUGUGUAAUAUUAUUUGUCAAUGGGUUGUUUUAAAAUUUCAGUCCUGUAUUAUAACAGCAAAUACGCUAUUUACUAUUUGUUUUCCAAAAACAGUGAUGAAUGUUAAAGCUACCAGUGUCCCCACCUGGGGAUUGAUCAGUAGGCCAUAGGGACAUCUAAUCUACAACCACUGUGUCAGCAGCUGACAGAUGUAGAGUUGGCAUAACCUACUUACCCCACUAAAUAGGGUGAUAUUCCCAUUGCCACCUACACUGGCUUUAGGACCAUAAUCCACCAGUAGCAUUGCUUAAAGUGGCUGCACUUAUAGGAUCUGUGCCCCCCAGAGGGUUUUACAGUUUCCCUGUCUUCAUUCAGUAAAUGCAGCUGUUUUUUUUCUAAGUACUCCCACCUUAAAGCUUAAUGCUUGCUAUGCAGCAGGAGCUCAUUUUGGUUAUGUAAAAUAGGACUGUAAGAAUCUACUUUCCCAUUAUGUAAUGUUGGAAAUUAGUUUCAAAGUUGUUGAAGUAAGUCUCUUCUAAAAGUUUGGAUUAAUCGUUAGCCAAAAAUGCAUUUAACUUCUCAACUCAAAGGCUUAGAUUUCCAGUGCUUUAUAAUGGAAAAUAUUAUUCUUAAAUUCCUAUUCUAAAAUAUAUUAAUAAGGUGACUUCCUAUAUAGUUAUUCCCGUUAAUUAUAUUUGACACCACUUACAAACAAGUAACACAAUCUCUUUCUUCUUCUGGAGUUUUCCUUUAGUGUGCUAAGAUUUUUUUAAAUUAAUUUAAAAGUAACAUUCCCUAUGUAUCAGUGCACUAUUGCCUUUUUUCUCUGACAGAAGGUCGUGUUUAGUUCAUUUUUAUUACGAAGUAGAAGCAUAUGCAAGUGACAUUGUACUUUUAGUGUUUUAAAAGUAGUUCUUUGGGAACUUCUUUACACAUGAGAGACAAGGUGGGUAUGGUAAUAUCUUUUAUUGGAUCAAUGUCUGUUUACACUUAACUAAUGUGAUCAUUGUUGUCUUUGUGUCUGUCCAUAGCUGGCUUUUAGGGUCAAAUUUCCAAAUAGGAAGUUCUCUGAGCUCCGUGUCCAAAACUGAACCUACCCUUUCUACAAUUACAUGCAGAAAUUAGGUAAACAUUAGAUAAGUUGUGAAAAACAUCAAUGAAUCUUGGGGGAAGCAGGGGUAGAGAGAAACUGACAUUUUGAACAUUUCUGACUAGCUCUAGCCAAGUAUUCAUUCCAAUUCAAAGGCAGGGGCCUAAUUAGCUUCUUAUGUAUGCACUUACCUGACCUGCAUGAGCAAUUGGAGGUAUAUUUCUGCAUGUACACUUUUUUAUGUAGGGAACUUCACUGCAACUUGAAAUUGUAGUCUUUAGGAUAACCAGCACUUUUUGGUACAAGACUUGUUGGAUUUGAGACUGCGGUAGAGCUUUGAAGCAGCAACAGCACUGACAGUGAUUUGAGUUUGCUAUACAGAAAAUUAGAGGCAAAUAUGUACAAUUUUUGAUAGCAUAUAUUUAGAUAUAGUGAAAUAUGGGAGUCUUCACUUAAGCUGACAGUUGCCUUAAGACUUAUUGUAGGUUUAAAGGGGAACGGAAAACUUAAUACUCAGAUGAAGUACACAGUAUUCUAAGUGCAUAGAUUUGUAGGAUGUAAGAAGGAAAAUGUCCAUGCCAAAGGAUAAGAAGCCUUUUUAUUGAUGCUGGUGGUUUUCAUGUUGUGCUUAUUAUAGGAAUUGCUUCCUGUAAUUAACCUUAAGAACCUUAUAUUCUUGUGUUAGUAUUUUUGGUUUGGUAUUGGAUCAAAUACACCUCCAAAUAUUGCAGAGUUUCCCCAUAUCUAUAUAUACCAGCACUUGUUGUCCUGUUACGGUGUCAUCCAAGACACAUUCCAUAUGAUCAAAGCACUUGUCCUUGAUAAAAACAAAACUUUUCAUAUGUUAAAGUUACGAGAAAGUGCAUGUUGAGUCUUAGAUGAAGGGACUUCUCCCCUACUGAGAGCUGAAAUUUCCCAAUAGACUAUGGGUCAAGCUCCACCACUGCCAAGUGGACAAGAAAUUAAUCCAAAUGAAUUUACAUCAUAAUAGUUAAGACUAAGAUUUUAUCACAGUUAUUUUUAGCAAAAGGCAGGGACAGGUCACUGGCAAUAAACAAAAAUUCACUGAAGCCCGUGACUUGUCCCUGAUGUUUACUAAAAAUAACUGAUAAAAUGGGGCUGAUGGGGGGAUGAAAGCCUGAGUCCUGCUGUAGCAGGGGUCUAGCACCUGCUGCCACUGUGGCUCACAGCUCUGGGGUCCCCCUGCUGCCUGCGGAAGCUGGAAGCUGGGGGGGGGGAGCCCUAUGUCCACAGUGGCUCAGAGCACCAGCUUCCCUGACAGCUUCAGCCCUGCCCCCAUGGGGCUGAAACGGAAAGUGUCAUGGAGGUCUCUGAAAGUCAUGGACUCCUGGACUUCUGUGACAUAAUCUAAGCCUUAAUAGUAUACAAAACCUUCCAUUGCAUUACUGCGUAGGAGGUAUAUUUCAAGGGGUCAGUUGGCUAAUGGUUUGACAUAUGGUAAGAUUGUUUUUGCAAGCUCUAAAAAAUUAGCAUUUGGUCUGUUGGGGCGUAGGAAUACCAAAAUGCCAGAUACAGUAUUAUAUGUCAUGUAGUUAAAGUUUAAACCCAAUCAUCUGACCAAACGAUUUGGCUUCACAGGAAAGAGGUUGCUAGUGCUCAGUUAAAGUGAUCUUUUGUUAUAAAGACAAGACAUGUUGGAUGUUGCUGCAAUAUCAUGCUGCAGAACUAAGGAAAUUUGCAUUUGUGAAGCUGUGCCUUUUCGAGACACUACAGCUAUCGCUGUGGCUUUAAAUGUGUCCUAAAAUUGUACCUUUUCUAAACUAAUAUCGAACAAAGCUUUUCUUUUAUUAGUAUGUUAAUUAUGAAAACCAAAAUGUCUGCAUUCAUAGCUAUAUUUGUUCAUCUGUAUAUUUGUAACGUGUCGUUACUGAAUAACAAACUUCAUUUUGAAGUGCAGUAAGCUUUCAUGGGCUACCCAUGUGUGUUGACAAUGUGCCAUGCAAUAAGUACAUGGCAACUAGACAAAUGUGUUAUACAUUUUUUAUUAUGGUUUCAUUUUAAGUUUAGAUUCUCCUGCAACUGUUACAUAGAAGAAACCUUUUACCCUCGAUACAAAGUAAAUGUAAAGUCUUUGCAUUAACAUUUGGUCUUAUUAGGAAGCUGUUAAUUAUGCAAGUCUUCCACAGUUAUCAAAGAUUUAUUGGUCUAUAAUACUGAGCACUUUACUUCCUAAUAAAGAUUUUACAUAUGAAAACCA